Molecule: messenger RNA, 1302 nt
Organism: Coregonus clupeaformis (lake whitefish)
Lineage: Eukaryota; Metazoa; Chordata; Actinopteri; Salmoniformes; Salmonidae
Product: homeobox protein Dlx2b-like
Exons: 3
Coding region: 293-1087 (264 amino acids)
Biological process (GO): negative regulation of transcription by RNA polymerase II; cell differentiation; embryo development
Molecular function (GO): RNA polymerase II cis-regulatory region sequence-specific DNA binding; DNA-binding transcription factor activity, RNA polymerase II-specific
Source: RefSeq, a predicted model, not a curated record
GACACCUGAAGCUUCAGACAUUCUAUGUCUUGGAUACGAGAAGAUGACACCACUCAACCAUAUCUAGGCUAUGGAGUAGAAACAGAUGAGCGGUUUAUUUAUUGGCAACUAUCAUAAUAACAGUGGGCUAUUUGAUCAUAAUUUACCACGUAGAGGAAAUCAUUGGAGACUUGGACAGUGGAUAAUUACCUUGGAGAACAACUUUUAGAAUACAAUGGAAUAUAAAGUUAUUUGCAGUUCUGUAUAGAGUUAUGGCGCUAUAACUGGAGUUUUACAGACUGCUGACACAGCUAUGCAAUCAUCUCAGACUACCUCGAUUCACUACGCCAUGCACGAAUCACAGGAAUCUCAAAUCUUACCUUUUUCAAGGGCUACAGGAGGCAACUUCUUCCCUAACCAACCAACCGGACACUGCACGGAUCCGCCGCACGGCCAGCUCAAGUUUGACUCUCAUUCUUUUCUGGAAUAUAAUGGGAAUAACGGUCUCUACAGUCCCGGGAUGUAUGAGUUUGGGUUCCCCACCUCUUACGGUUGUUACGGAUCUUAUAUGGGCUCUUCACCUCUCCCCACGGACACAGAGAAAGAGGAGAAGGAGCCAGAAGUCCGAAUGGUAAAGGGAAAACAAAAGAAAGUCCGGAAGCCCAGAACCAUCUACUCCAGCCUGCAGCUGUGCGCGCUCCAGUGCAGGUUCCGAAUGAGGCAGUAUCUGGCGCUACCUGAGCGCGCGGCGCUGGCCGCUUCACUAGGUCUCACGCAGACACAGGUGAAGAUUUGGUUCCAGAACCGUCGCUCAAAGUUGAAGAAGCUGUGUAGAAACGGGCAGAUGCCACCGGAACAGCAGGAGAUCCCGUGUGACUCCCCUAGGUCCAGCAGCUCUCCUCAGGCCACAACGGUGCACUGGGCCCCCCAUGGGAUUACCGAGACAGGAGGCUCAAGCAAUGAGCAAGACUGUAUCCCUCCAAUCGCCCCAUCCUUUUACAGUAACUACUCUUGGUACUCAGCAACAGACUCUGUGGCACUCUCCCAGCUGAGUCCAGUACUACAUCAGCAACCUAAUCCUACAGUUGAUGUGGGGUCAAUUGAUUGAUAUACAGGAUAAUGAAAACCUGCUAAAGGGAAAAGCUAUUUGUGUGGACUCUGCUUUCACCUGGCAGGAAUAUGAGCAAUUUGGGCUUUUUAUUUAGCAGAUAAACUGUUUAUGACCAGUUUAUUUCAACGAAUUCCUGUAUGUUUGAGAAUAACGUUGCUAUCGAAUAUUGUGUAAUAAAUGUGCCAUAUUGUACAUAUGAAAAUAAUGUGGCC